Messenger RNA from Parathielavia appendiculata, 171 nucleotides. RefSeq lists its product as uncharacterized. NCBI's taxonomy places the organism in Eukaryota, Fungi, Ascomycota, Sordariomycetes, Sordariales, Chaetomiaceae. The transcript has a single exon. The record is from RefSeq and is a predicted model, not a curated record. The annotation marks the transcript as partial.
GUUGAACAAGCGCAGGACGUCAUUGUACAUGGGCUAGAUCGCCUUCGUCAGGCUGAGGAUGUUGAACUGAGUGGGUUCCUUGGCACCAAGAUUCACGGACUGAGCACUGAUGUUCAAUGCGAGACUCUCAGUCAGCACAGAUCCAUCACAAUGACACAGUUCCUGACAUAG